AUGCUGGCAUACUGUCAUGAACGAGAGUUUUUUAAGGGAGACAUCCUCGACGAAGUGUAUGGUCUAGAACGCGACAAGCCAGACUACAUCGAUGCGCUGGUUAAAGAUUUCUCACCUAACCAUGCUCUUGGGCGACAAGGACGAGAACGGCAACAGGUCUCUGGGCCCCAGCAAUCUGGAUGUUCCUCUUUGGAAUCCUUCGAAUGCCGGCGUUCGACCGAAUUGUCAAGCAAAUCACCUUACGAGACAUUCCAUGCCAGGCUUGGAUAUCGUUCACAUAACGAAGGCCAAAUUGUUGGCUUGAACUUGGCCUGUCCGUUGCCCAAUGCUUUGUCAACAAGGGUCAGGUCUCAGUGUGGUAACCCACAAUGCGACCUAGAAAUGAGCGAAAAGACGAACAUCCCUUGGCAGAUGGGCAGUUUGUUUCCCAAGCUCAUCGGAUCCUCUGUACUGGCAAAGGCUGCAACAAAGUCGAAGACCCUGACCCUACCAAAAACGCCAAGUUUGUGA
Molecule: messenger RNA, 510 nt
Organism: Penicillium mononematosum
Lineage: Eukaryota; Fungi; Ascomycota; Eurotiomycetes; Eurotiales; Aspergillaceae
Exons: 1
Coding region: 1-510 (169 amino acids)
Source: RefSeq, a predicted model, not a curated record